Coccidioides immitis RS is the source of this 807-nucleotide messenger RNA. RefSeq lists its product as uncharacterized. The transcript has 3 exons. The record is from RefSeq and is a predicted model, not a curated record. Lineage: Eukaryota; Fungi; Ascomycota; Eurotiomycetes; Onygenales; Onygenaceae. Bases 1 to 807 code for a protein of 268 amino acids.
AUGGGAAGAGGAGGGUAUGAUACGACCGGUGUCCCCAAGCCACAAGAACCUCCCAAGCUGUAUCCCGAACCUUGGAUAUAUUCCAGAGUGCAUCGCCGGCAGCCGCCCCAGCUUUCGGAGAGUGCUUGCAGAAGAAAAGAGCCCGAUCACGCUCCUGCAGACCCUAUCCAACGCCUUACUUUUCGCUUGGUAGACAGGAGACUUUACGCUCUUUUGGAGGUAAAGGAGGUGGCUCGUAAAGUUGUCCAGAGAUACCAUGCGUAUACCAAAACGAGGCCGCUCUGGCAGAAAAGGGGGCAAUCAGCUGGCGAGGAGCAAUCAGAUAGGUUCAUUAUAUACGGAUCCCUCUCUUAUCGGAGGUGGAACGAGGACUGGGAGUGGGAAAUCCAGGCGGUUGAUUUGGAAACAGGGAAGGCAAUGUUCGAACCAUCCAUCAAGCUAUCAAACUGUGAUGGCUCCGUGAUCGGUAACGAGGUCUGUUUCGAGAUGAGGAACUCACACCUUUACGCGGUAUUUAAUACACCACUCAAGGAUACUCAAGGAGAAAUCAACUGGACCUCUUUCUAUCACUGCAUCCGAAUAUCAGCGGCAGAUUCGAAGAAAACAAUGUGGAGAAUGCUGUGGCGAAGACAGGAUGAAGAAGGCCCCAUUGAUGACCGGUGGACACAUUUAUCUCUUGACAUCAACGAAGUAACCGGAAACCUCGUGCUCAAUGAAUGUCGGCGAGAGUAUCUUGGUGGGAGAAGUGAAAACUCUAGAACAGCUUACUAUUCAGCUGGCCAUCCAAGUCAGGCAGGAAAGUGGUAA